AAAAAAUUUCAAAAAAGAAUUCCACUGGGAAUUGCCCCAAAUGGAGACGGCCGGACAGAUCCUCCUAUAAAAGGGCUUAUUUGACCUUUUUAUGUAAGUUCGAGGGCCUAUUUGAUCCUUUUCCCUAUAAAAAUUACGUUGAAUAGGGUAUAAAUAAUGAGAAAAUUCUCUAAAUUGAACUAAAACAAUGAUAACAUAUAUAAAUAAGACUAUCAUUAUUUUAGAAAAUUCUAAUCAAUUUAUUCUUUCAAUAGGACUAAAUGAGCCCUAUUUGAGAAAUAAAACAUACGGAGUAUUUAGUCUUAUUUUUGCACUUUGUCCAUCUCAAGGUAUUACAUGCAUACUCCAUCAUCCAUCUCAUCAAUGAGCUUGAUCAACAGCAACAGCGAAAAAGAUAAUUCAGCUAGCUGGCGUGUACAAAAACGUGGUGGCGCUUGGCAUGGCCCCUUACCAACCCAGCACCAGCCAAACCAUUUAGUUGGAACUGUUGUUCUGUUUACAACCGCAUCAAACCUGGCCAUUUGGGUUGCUAGAAAUAAUACUAGGCUUGGACCCGGUUCGGGCCACCUGGCCUGGGAACCGGCCCGGUACUGUUUGGGACCGGCCUGGGAAACCGGGUACCGGUUCCGGGUCAUGAC
Molecule: messenger RNA, 638 nt
Organism: Cuscuta epithymum
Lineage: Eukaryota; Viridiplantae; Streptophyta; Magnoliopsida; Solanales; Convolvulaceae
Source: the annotation of a GenBank genome assembly